CAAAAACAUUGAAACUCCUUGGCUGGUGGGAGGGGAUUUUAAUGCGAUCACCUUUUAUAAUGAGCACAAAGGUAAAAGCACUCCGUGCCAUCUUAGUAUGGAUGACUUCAACGAAGCUAUUGACUCUUGCACAAAGGAAGAGGACUCUCAGAUCAUAAAGCUCUCUUGGUGCUUUUCAGAUCAUAAAGCUCUCUUGGUGCUUCUAAAUAACCCUCUAGUGUCCUGCCCUAAGCCUUUCAGGUUCUUGGAUGUUUGGACAUCUCAUCCGGGCUUCAAUAAAGUGAUUUCUGAUAACUGGGAUCCAAUAUAUAGAGGAGGGGGGAUGAAAGAACUAGCUGACAGACUCUUGUCCAUUAAGAAGAUCUUGAAGAAAUGCAAUGUGGAAAUUUUUGGAGACAUCUUUAAGGGAGUUAGAGAUGCAGAAACUAGAGCAAUACUUGCUCAGGAAAAACUGGAGCAAGAAGACAGUGAGGUGGCUCUUUUGGAAGCCAACUUGGCUAAUGCUCUUCUUACUCAAGCUUGUAAAAGAGAAGAGAUUUAUUGGGCACAAAAAGCUAACAUUAAAUGGCUUAAAAAUGGUGAUGCAUCUACCAAAUACUUUCAUUCAGUUGUUAGGGCUAAAAGACACUCCCUUAAAAUUAAUAGUGUCAAGAAUGUGCAAGGUGUUAACCUCACUUCUGAGGUUGACAUCUCCAAUGCUGCUGUGGACUAUUUCACUAGUAUCUUCAAGUAUAUAACAGUUGGACAGUUGGAUCAGGCCCUUGAACACAUCCCUACCACUAUUAAUAUGGAAGAUAACCUAUCUCUGACCAAGAUCCCUAAUGUAGAGGAGAUAAAAUCAUCCAUUUGGAAGCUGUCUGCAUCCAGUGCAGCAGGUCCUGAUGGCUUCAAUGGAACUUUCUUCAGGCAUUGUUGGAGCAUCAUUCAUCUCCAUGUUACCAAAGAUGUCCAAGAAUAUUUCAUUGGAGUCCCCAUCCCACAAGCUUUUGGCAGUACCACCAUCACACUCCUCCCUAAGAAGGACACCUGCAAUAGCUUUGAGCAGGCAGCCUAUCAAACAGGUAAGGGUAUUGAAGAACAUAUUUUGCUUACUAAGGAGAUGGUUCACAUGUUAGCCUCUGGUUAUAGAGGGAGUAAUAUCAUUAUUAAAUUAGAUCUCUGCAAAGCUUUUGAUACCCUCAGCUGGGAGUUUCUGGAAGCCAUUCUCUCUAAGUUUGGUUUCUCCAGGCAUAGUCUUCUUCUGCUUAUGGGUGUUCUCAAAGGCACCUGGUUCUCCAUACUUGUGAAUGGGCUUCCCAGGGGGUUUUUCCCAAUGAAAUCUGGAGUAAAGCAAGGAGAUCCCCUUUCUCCUUUGCUUUUCAUUAUUGCUAUGGAGGGUCUCAACAAGGACAUAAAACAUCAAAUGAAUAUGGGAAUUCUCAAACCCUUCCACACAGGUCUUAUUAGUGCUCCCUCUCAUCUUUUGUAUGCAGAUGACUUGAUUAUUUUUACUAAUGGUGAAAGUAGAAAUCUUUUCAAGGUCCAACAUAUCCUUUCAACCUUCAUGAAAGCCUCUGGUCAGAGUAUUAAUCUCUCCAAAUCCCAGAUCAUUGUUCAUCCAAAGUUGUCUAGAGGCAGAAGAUCCCUCAUUUCCAGUAUUCUAAACAUUAAAACAUCCUCUGGCAGUUUUAAAUACUUGGGAUCCUAUAUUGACAAAGGGAAGCUUAGAAAGAAAGACUGCACUGAUUUGAUGCUACACUUUGAAAGGAAAAUUCUUCCCUGGCACAGCAAAAGACUCAACCAAAUGGGUAGAUAUGUCCUUAUCAAGCAUGUGCUCUCAGCUAUUCCUAUGCAUACACUCCUGGUCCAGGAUCUUCCCAAAUCUGUCAUCACCAGUCUCAACAAAAUCAUGGCAAAUUUCUUAUGGGAAAGUAGGGAGACAAAGAACAAACACCACUGGAAGAAAUGGGCAGACCUUUGUUACUCCCUGGAGGAAGGAGGUCUUGGAUUCAGGAGCAUUGAGGAUCUUCAGGCAACUGCUGCACUUCAAUUGUGGUGGAAAGUACAACAAGGAGGUAUUAUCUGGAGUAACUACAUAAGACAGAAGUAUUUGAGAAAUGGAGAUUUCAGAGCCAAGAUUUAUGACUCUUAUUCAUGGAAAAGAAUCUGCAAAGCUGCCAGCAGGGGUCUCCUUCACACCAACAGCUCAAAUGGUGUAAACACGUGGCUUAGAGGAAGCUUUUCUUUCAAGGAGGCCUAUAGAGCAUGCACUGCAAAGGGUUCCACGCUCAUGUCAUGCUCUUUCAUUUGGAGCAAGUGGCAAAUCAGGAAAAUUCAGUUUUUCACUUGGAGAGCCUUCAAUGGUCUUCUUCCAUUCCAUGAACAAUUGAUGAAAAUGAAUAUCUCUCCCUCCCCUUGCCCUUUUUGCCAAGGAAACAUUGCCACUCUGGAUCAUUGUUUACUCCACUGUCAUAAGCUUCAUGAAAUUUGGCAAGACUAUGCUUUCAUCAACAAUGGACCAGCUAGACGACCACCUCACAACCUCAGACAACACUUGCUUAACUGGUGGAUUAAUUCGAACCAAAGCUGUCUUAAAGGGAAGCUCAGAGUGAUCCUGCAUGGCAUGUUAAUAUGGCAUUUCUGGAAGGCCUAUAACAAGUGCAUUCAUGAUGGAAAAGUGGAAAACCUUUCUAUCAAAGCAGUGUUCGUUGUCAAAUUAACAGGACCUUACAAACCUGGUGUUGGGCAAACAAUGAAGAUACAACUACUCUUUAUUUAAAUCUUGUUACUAGUUUUGGUUUGUAUUGUAUCAACCGGGCUAAAGCUACCUAGAGCUUUCACCCUUGGCUUUUGUAUGUUCCUUUCUUUCGUUUUAUCAAUAAAAGUUUGUUUUUAAU
This is a messenger RNA of Cuscuta campestris, 2876 nucleotides long. The record is from the annotation of a GenBank genome assembly. NCBI's taxonomy places the organism in Eukaryota, Viridiplantae, Streptophyta, Magnoliopsida, Solanales, Convolvulaceae.